Zingiber officinale is the source of this 743-nucleotide messenger RNA. RefSeq names its product putative disease resistance protein At3g14460. Gene Ontology annotation, molecular function: protein binding. The transcript has a single exon. The record is from RefSeq and is a predicted model, not a curated record. Bases 3 to 743 code for a protein of 246 amino acids. NCBI's taxonomy places the organism in Eukaryota, Viridiplantae, Streptophyta, Magnoliopsida, Zingiberales, Zingiberaceae.
UUAUGCAUGAUGUUUUACGAUCUUUUGGAGAAAAAUUGAUGGAAGAGGAAGGGAUUAUCAUUAAUAAUGGUCAAUGCACAAGUAGAAAUUCUUUGACAAAGAUUCGUCGUUUGUCCAUCUCAAACCAAGGUGAUGAUGUGUUAUCUCUUCCCAAUGUGAUAACAGAGCAAAAGUGUUUAAGAGUCCUACGCCUCAUCAAUUGCCCUCGAAUCAACCGAAUAGAGAAUCAUGCAUUUGAAAGCUUAAAGCGUCUCAGAGUCUUGGAUUUGUGUGAUACAUCCAUAGACAGCCUCCCAGAUUGUCUUACGAAAUUGUUACAUCUAAAAUACUUGGAUCUUGAUCGAACAAAGAUUAGAAGGCUUCCUGAAUCCAUUGGGUGUCUUGCAAACCUGCAAACUUUGAAUCUGUCGGAGUGUGAAUCACUGCAUGAACUUCCAAUGGGGAUCACAAAGUUAAGCAAUUUGAGGUGCCUUCGAAUUGAGAAGACUCCGCUCACCCAUGUUCCAACGGGAGUUGGGAAGCUGAAAAAUCUCAGCACUCUUUUGGGAUUUUUUGUCGGCCAUUGUGACUCCAUGAGCAAGAUGGAUGGAGGUUGUGACUUGGACGAGUUGCAAUAUUUGUGCAAUCUAAGACACUUACGGAUAGAUAAAUUGGAAAGGGCAACAAGGACAAGAAACGGAAACUUUAUGCUUGCGAACAAAAAAUUUCUCAGGAGAUUGAUUCUUGAAUGCAGGGCCGGCUAA